AACUUUUUCAAAGAUCAAUACACUUUACUCUUUCUCUCUCUCUCCUCUCUUUCCCUCUCUUCCUCCCCUCUGUUCUUAUCCCUAAUUCCCAACUCUUCUCUGUAACUCAUCUUCUUCCCAGGAAUUACAGUCGCCAGGACCAUUUCUUCUUCCCCAGGGGUGACAUUGGUGCUUUUGAUAGUAGGUUUGGAGUCUAGCUCCCACAAUCAUACUUAUUUGUCUCCUCCUAUCUCUCCAUUUACUCGCUGAGCCAAAGAAACGAUUCCAGGUAAAACCUACUGCAACUUGCCUCUCCUAUUUCUUGCGCAGUGUUUCCCUUUUUCAAUUGAAUUUUCUUUGCUAGCUGAAUUUGGCUGGGAUCUCUUUGGCAGCGGUCUGUUUCUCCUCUCACUGUUCCACGACCGCUUCAUUCCUCCCCGCCACCUUCACUAAACUGGAUUUCAGGGUCUUUCUCCCAAAUUUGUAGAUUUUGGCAUAUAUUACUGUCGUCGCUGGAUCUGAUGCCUGUAAAGCAAUGGUAAAAGAUGACAAGGAAGAAGUCUGUGCCUGCGCAGCUAGGAUUUUCGGGGUGGCAAUUGGAGCUAUAACAGCGAAGGAAGGAGAAUCGACUGUGGCAGCAAUGAACCAGGACAAAGAGAUGGAGUUGCAGCUGCAGGUGCAGUCGCCGGGCGAGGUGGUGAAGUCGGAGUCGGGGGAUUGCCAGAAGGAUGGAAGGAGAAGGCCUGCGGACGAUGGGAAUGAAGAAAAUUCGUGGCUGAAGCACUUUCAGAGGGCAAAUUUCUAGACAGUUUGUAAUUGCAUCCAGAGAUACUAUACUAUGUCGGAGGCUAGCUUGGAGGACGACAAGACAAGGCACCUGAGCGCUCUCUCUCUUGUAUUUGGUGAAAUUAGUUACUCCAUCCAUCACGGGGAUAACUGCUGUUGAGGAGUGCGAUUGAGGAGGACCUGCUUCAAUACCUCUGUAGCUAUGGUCCUUGAAUUGGUAAGUUCCCUCUCUGUAUGUCAGUUAUGUGGUUUUAUUGUCUUGGGUUCUCAACCUUAGGUCGGAUGGGUUAUCUGAUUUGGGGGAUUUAUAAUGGGUGACAUAAUCACCGAAUUUAUAAUUCUGACCGCCUAAAGUGCAGGCCUUUCUAACAAUUCUGACAGUCAGGCAACCCACUUUUCUGUAAGGUAUAUACUUGAGAAAACUUUUCAUGUUUCCUUCACUUCUUUUCGCUGUAGUUCGAAGUAAAUGGUGUUUUUUGUUUUCUCGCUGCUAAAUUAGAGUUCUUAGUUAUCAAUCCCUACAAAGACCAUUGAUGCUGCUUUUGUACGACAUCCAAAUAAGUCGACGGUAUGGCCUCCGUCUUGGCAUAACUUCAUUCUAAAUCAUGAAAGAAUAUCAUGAUGCAAUGGUAAUUGGCAUGAUUGGUUGGCGAUACCGUUGACAGUAAAAUGAGGUAUGUCUUUGUCUUAUGCAGAAGAUGCCAUCAUCUAAUUCUGUUGCAUUGGCCGGGUUUAGUUACAAGUUGAGUUUCUCAUAUAUAUAUAUAUAUAUAUAUAUAUAUAUUCACGAUUCACCCAUCAAAUAUGUUGGAAGAAAAUUGAAAUUGUGGUAUGAAUUUAGAAUGCCUUGGUUGUUGAGUUAGUGGCCUUCCACAUUGACAAGUAUAUUGAUUUGGUUGUUGGCCUCACACUUAAAAUUUAGUUGAGAUCAAGUUUUGAAUAUUAUGUCCUCGAUUUACUUUGACCCACAGUUUGAGAAGGAAUGUUUGUACUGUGACUCCUUUCCUUAUACUUUCAACCCUCUUAUCUUAUGCUCGGUGUUUGUUUAAUUUGUGCCCCCAAUAUGGGUUUGUCAAUGAUCUAUAAGUUCAAAGACAUUAGUUAUACAAGCCUUCUGAAACAAGCAUUGUAAAAGGUAUUUUCCACAUCCUGGCUCCCGUUGAUUUUGAUGGUUCAGCUUAGCUUUCUUGCACACUCUUAUAUGCAUACUUGGGUGAAUGGUUGAAGGUUUGUUAGGUUGAGUUCAUUGCAAGUCACUGUGGAUAUACCCCUAUCAAAGAAUCAAUUACGGAGGAUUAUUCUUAGUAGAAAUUGGGUUGAUUACACAAGAUGACAUACCAUGACCGACACAAGAAAUGAAGUGUGUCAUUAUCAAGGGCAGAGAGAGGUCAACGAAGAUCCUCUAUUAGGGAACUGGUGGUACCAGUUUGCAGUUCUUGGCGAUGACAGGUAUUUGCAUCCUUAGGAGAGGCCUUUUGAGUGGGUUUGCCUUUGUGGGAAGAUGGGAGUAAUGUGAUAGAAUGAGUGCUAUAGUUGUUUUGACUUCUUUGGCUUGGUGCCCCUUAACAGCUUGGUUUUAGUUGGUUUGUAGAAUUUCGUAAAUUUUUGUCCUUGAUUGGAACUGAUCAUGAGCGGUUAUGAAUGACGGGAAUCAUAGUUCUGAUGUAUGUAGUCGUUAAGGUAUGUGGUUUCUUACAUGUAUGUAGUUAUGCUAUUUCGGAAUGCUUAACUUUGAGUUUGAGAAUGGUUUCUGCUGAAUAGUUAUCUUACGUUAUGAUUGACCUUUUUUAUUUUCACAGCACUCUAUCCAUGUAUUGGAAUCCCAACACAAUUAUGUGUAAUGAUAUACUCUCUUCUAGAUAAAAGAAGCAGCAACACAUGUAUGGAAGCUUAGCUUAUGAGCGACCACUCUUGAGUAAAUUCCAUUUUGAUUUUGGCUUAAGUUAGUCUUCUGGCAGUAACUAUAUAUAAUACCCAACAUCUUCGCUUAAUUAUAUUACAACAUUCAACUAUGCAGAGGCAUGCACCUUUUAUUUCUCUUUGUGGGCUGCUAGAGCUUUGUGUGUUCAUUUGGUGGAAUCUGGGUUGAGUGCUUAUGAUGGGGAAAUAGAUUGACGUGGAUGUAGUAAUUCAUUUAAUUUGAAUAUGACUAAGAAACCUUUGUUAAGUUACUUGAUUUACAAAUGUUGGAUUCAGGGAACAAGUUGAUGAGUUGGGAGGAGUGGUCAUAGAUGCACAAAAUCAACUACAACUUCUUCGUGGGAUAAAUGAGAAUGAGAUUGUAGAGGCCACUAUAGUUGGAGUUUCAGCGAGGUGGAGAGAAGUUGAUGAGCUCUGGAGAAAAUCGAGGCAAAGAUCGGGUGGGUGGGAGAGAACCAGGAGGAUUGGAGGGUUAUGCGAGUCCAAUGGAAAAUCCUCAUUAGCGUUUAUAUUUCAGCAAACCAAAUUAUGCUAUGCGCAACCCAAUUUACACGUUAAGAAAAUAGAUUUGGAAUA
Messenger RNA from Linum trigynum, 3261 nucleotides. NCBI's taxonomy places the organism in Eukaryota, Viridiplantae, Streptophyta, Magnoliopsida, Malpighiales, Linaceae. The record is from the annotation of a GenBank genome assembly.